Molecule: messenger RNA, 630 nt
Organism: Syzygium oleosum
Lineage: Eukaryota; Viridiplantae; Streptophyta; Magnoliopsida; Myrtales; Myrtaceae
Product: calcium-binding protein CBP-like
Exons: 5
Coding region: 1-630 (209 amino acids)
Molecular function (GO): calcium ion binding
Source: RefSeq, a predicted model, not a curated record
AUGGCUGGAUAUGGCUACGGGGGGCCAUAUGGAGCUGGUGGGAGGUACCCACCUCCAGCUCAGCCGUAUGGGAACCCAUACGCAGUGCUGGCACCGUCCUCCUUUCCGCCGGGCACCGAUCCGAACGUGGUCGCCUGCUUCCAAAUGGCGGACCAAGAUGGAAGUGGCCUGGUUGACGAUAGAGAGUUGCAGAGAGUUCUUUCUUCUUACAACCAAAGCGUCAGCCUCCGCACAGUUCGCCUUCUCAUGGGACUCUUCACUUUCACAAACACCAGAAAGAUAGGGCCAAGGGAAUUCACAGGACUCUUUCACUGUCUUCAAAUAUGGAGGGGCACAUUUGAAAGAUUUGACAGAGACAGGAGUGGGAAAAUUGAUGGGCCAGAGCUGAGAGACGCGCUCUUGAGCAUGGGGUUUGUGGUGCCACCAGUGGUGGUUGACAUGCUGGUCACUAAGUAUGACAAAUAUGGAGAUGGAAGCCGGGCAAUCGAAUAUGAUAACUUCAUCGAGUGCUGCCUCAUUGUCAAGGGAUUAACCGAGAAAUUCAAGGAGAGAGACACCAUGCUUUCUGGUUCAGCAACAUUCACUUACGAGUCCUUCAUGCUCACCGUCUUGCCCUUCCUCAUUGCAUAG